UGUUAGAAAACCAUAGUCCAUUUGAGACACACAACAUAUAAACACACAUAUAUAACAUUAUAGAGCUGAAUUAAGGAGAUUGAAAAAAUCACUAUAUUUUUUGUUCUUUGAGAAAGGAAGAUACAAGAUUCAUAUAUAUUUGUUACAAAGCAUGGAACAACAACAACAAAAAACAACAUCAAGAUCAAUGAGCAAAAUCAUGAAGUUUCUACCAAGAGCAACAUCAUCUGUUUCUUUUCAAAACCCUCCACUUUAUAGCCCAAAGAAAGAAAAAAAAUUAUCAGAAAAGACUCACAAUAAAUCCAAUCUUGGUAAAGGCUUUUCUGGCCCUUUGGUCACCCUAGUCGUUCCAUCAGAAAACCGUCGUAAAUUAACCAAAAACGACCCAACGUUCACACUAAAAUUUGAACCUACCUCUCCUAGAGUCUCAUGCAUGGGUCAAGUCAAGUGCAAACACUACCGAAAAGCCGCUGGAGCUAUGGCUAAGAUCAACAACAAACCAACACCUAAUAAAGUGUCACGCGCCACGUCUUAUACGCCCGAAAGAACUUACAACAACAAAGAAAUUAUUGAUCUAGAAAAGGCAGAUAAUCCGGUGGUUGUAAAGAACAAGAAAAAUAAGCUAGGUAAUUUACGUAGCAUAUUUGGAAGUAGUAGAAAAUCGGAUGCAACAAACAACAAGUCCAAAACGGAUAAUUAUAAUUCGGAUGUUAUAAUACCAAAAGGGCCAUGUUUAAGUACAAUGAAAAGAUUUUCAAGUGGGAGAGAUGCGUUUACGAAUUUUGAUUGGACAACACAAGUGGCACCUUUAGAUGAGAAAUUAGAUAGAGGAAGUGAUGAUGAAGUGGAGGUCAAGAUGCCAUCAUCAGCACCUGUGAUAGUGAGAAACAAUAAUAUUGGUGUUUGUGACAACUUUGUUAGAAUUGGUGGUGUGAGUUUAGAGCCAAGAAAAGAGAUUAAUUUGUGGAAGAGAAGAACCAUGGCUCAACCUCAACCUCUUCAAUUGCAUGUUAAUUAAAUUAAUUAAUUAGUCUUUUUUCUUGAACUUUUUGGUAAA
Erigeron canadensis is the source of this 1057-nucleotide messenger RNA. RefSeq lists its product as uncharacterized. The record is from RefSeq and is a predicted model, not a curated record. Lineage: Eukaryota; Viridiplantae; Streptophyta; Magnoliopsida; Asterales; Asteraceae. Bases 152 to 1018 code for a protein of 288 amino acids. The transcript has a single exon.